AUGUGCACAGAAACCUUUGGAGACAGAGAUCAGGAGCGCUAUCUGAGCAUGUCGAUGUUGACUUCGGAGUUUAUUCCUCCAUCAGAAUCUACUCCGCCACCAGAGUCCGAUACACAGUUUGCUUCGCUUCCAGGUUCUCCGCAAUUUUCUUUGCCCGCCGAUACAGGGGACUACUUCGAAACUCUAUGCUUUAUCGAUAACCUAUCGUAUUAUGCCGACAGUAAUGUUUGUCAGGACACACUAGACAACUUCCAGAGCGAUAUGCACCCUUUAGUAUCUCAAGGCCCUAUUCAGUGGCCAUUAUCGCCUCAGAUGCCCUUGAUCUGGCUUGGGGAUGACAAUACUUUCAAUGCGCACAUCGCUGAAGCUACGCUGGUCUGCAAUCCAGCGGAUAUGGUCUUGCCUUGUUCGCCCUCGCCUUCCCAGGCCGAACGCUGGGCAGAUGGGACCGCUGAAAUAUUUCGAUGCCGUCUGUCUGCUGGUGAUAAUCCUCUUUCAGGCUCAUAUCUUUGCCGAAGUCCACAUUUCUCAAACAUUCUCGACACUCUACCUCAAAUCGAACCGGAUUUAGACCUUGGCCCAACCUUGACGGAGCAAAAUAUUUGGAAGACUUGGGAUACGCUCAAAUAUGAUUGUGCGAAUCCCACUAUUCCUGAUGACAGCAUCCUGCUACCGCACUGGAUAUCUUCGAAUCAAAUAGAGCACAGCAUUAAUUGUCCUCGGGAAAAAUUGCCUGCUCUGCCUCUGUCACAACACCCAUAUCAGAACCUUAUUUCGGCCACUGGAUUGACUGAGCCAUCGGAGGAUUGGGAGUCUUGUUGUCUCUUAAAUGAUCCAGUGCCACAUGACAUCGGCAAUAUUCCGCUUGGGAAAAAGCAGGAAUCACAUUAUCCAAUGACGAAGAAAGCUUCCUUACCUGGAGUUGAUGAUACUGUUCGCAUUGGUCAAGCUGUCCAGUAUGACUGUGACUUCAUUGGUCCAUAUACUGGAGAGCCUUGCAAAGUCAUCUGCUCCCGAGUGUAUGGUUGA
Molecule: messenger RNA, 1029 nt
Organism: Penicillium canescens
Lineage: Eukaryota; Fungi; Ascomycota; Eurotiomycetes; Eurotiales; Aspergillaceae
Exons: 2
Coding region: 1-1029 (342 amino acids)
Source: RefSeq, a predicted model, not a curated record